AGGUUUACUCUGGCAGACUGGCACACACUCAUACACUCGCGGGCUGUGUAGUAGUUAGAGCAGCGCGGUUGAGAAGCGUUCUUUGUGGACUUUAAACUGCAGCACAGCGCGAACACGCACUUUGGAAAGGGGGGGUGACGCUCGCUAACCUGAUUAGCAAGUGAUGAGCAGGGGCCUACGUCUUGCUUGUGGGCAGCUAAGGUUACCGACCGAAACACGCUGCUUAGACCCACGACCAAAGCCAGUGGUUUGGCCUUUUGAAGUCUUUCACAGCAUCCCAAAGAUCCUCGUGUUUGCCGGCUACUCGGACCAGGACUUGAUGCUAGCUCGGUUGGGUCGGAUAUAGUAGCUAGCUAGCUAACGCUGCCCGCUGAAAGAAGUUGUCGGUACGAUGGGUUUACUGUCACAGGGGUCUCCGUAAACUGGGAAGAGGCCAAGAAGUACGCUGACCACAUCAGAAAACACGGUAUCAUACAGUUUUCUCAACGUCUACAACAAAGUGAAGGGACCGCCAAAAAGAUGUGCUGAAAUGGGGAGAGAUGAGGUGGAGUAUAUGUUGGUGGAAUUGGAUGACAAGGAUGAAAAAGUUCGCCUUGUCCUGAACGGAGGAGAUGUUUUGGACAUUCUGCAAGACCAAGGUGAAAAGAUAAACCCCAAUCACCCCACACUUUGGAGACCAGAGUAUAGCAGCUACAUGAUUGAAGGAACUCCAGGUCAGCCUUAUGGUGGGACAAUGUCAGAGUUUAACACAGUUGAAGGCAACAUGGGCAAGCGAAGGAGGGAGGCAUCAUCUGUCCUCAACCCCAAUGAAUCCCUCUGCACAAUUACUGCAUUCCCAAGGUUAGGUUGUGCAGGUUUCACAAAGCCCGAGUACCGACCGACACCUGUUGAAAAGGGAAGGUGUCAAAGUCACUGUUUUUGUCCAGAUGAAGCCAUCAGCAGACACCCGAGAUUCAGCACUCUUACAAGAAACAUUCGUCAUAGAAGAGGAGAGAAAGUUGUCAUUAAUGUGCCAAUCUUCAAAGAUAAAUGCACUCCUUCUCCAUUUGUGGAGGAGUUUCCUGAGGAUGAUGGUGAAGCAGCCAGAGCGGCUCUGCCUGACCACAUUUAUAUGGACGCCAUGGGCUUUGGCAUGGGCAACUGCUGUCUUCAGGUUACAUUCCAAGCUUGUAGCAUUGAUGAGGCAAGAUAUCUUUAUGACCAACUAGCCACUUUCUGCCCCAUUGUGAUGGCACUGAGUGCAGCCUCGCCCUUCUACAGAGGUUAUGUGUCGGAUAUCGAUUGUCGCUGGGGAGUUAUUUCUGCCUCGGUGGAUGACCGGACACAGGAGGAACGUGGACUGAAGCCUUUGAAAAACAACAAAUACAGAAUCUUCAAAUCAAGGUAUGACUCGAUUGACAGCUACUUAUCCUGCUGUGGUGAGAAGUACAAUGACAUCAAUUUAACAAUCGACGAGGGGAUCUACAAGCAGCUGCUCGGCGCAGGAAUUGACAAACUGUUGGCCCAACAUAUAGCACACCUCUUUAUUAGGGAUCCGCUUUCCGUCUUUGAAGAGAAAAUACAUUUGGAUGAUGAAAACGAGUCCGACCACUUUGAGAACCUGCAAUCGACAAACUGGCAGACGAUGAGAUUUAAACCACCUCCUCCAAACUCUGAUAUUGGCUGGAGAGUUGAGUUCCGCCCCAUGGAGGUGCAGCUGACCGACUUUGAAAACUCUGCCUACGUGGUGUUUGUCGUUCUGCUCACCAGAGUGAUCUUGUCCUACAAGCUGGACUUCCUGAUCCCCUUAUCGAAGGUUGAUGAGAACAUGAAGGUCGCGCAGAAGAGAAACGCUGUCCUUGAAGGCAUGUUUUACUUCAGGAAGGACAUCUACAAAGGCUGUGUCCCAGUUCUAGACGGAGUCGCCUGUGCUCAGAAUGGCUUGGAGCCAGACUGCGGUAACGAGGAAUACACGCUGAUGAGUAUUGACACCAUCAUCAACGGGAAGGAGGGAGUUUUUCAAGGACUUAUCCCCAUUCUGAACUGCUAUCUGGAAAACAUGGAGGUUGACGUUGACACCAGGUGCACGAUUUUAAACUACCUGAAACUCAUCAAGAAACGUGCCUCAGGUGAGCUGAUGACCAUGGCAAAGUGGAUGCGGGAGUUUGUUGCCAGUCACCCUGAGUACAAGCAGGACAGUGUCAUAACCGACAAGAUCAACUACGACUUUUUCCGAAAGUGCGACAGGAUUGGAAAAGGUGAAGAGCCAUGCCCCGAGCUCAUCGGAAACCCUGUGAAUAAGGUCAAAUGAAGGGGGGAAAAUAUAUAAUUUUACACAGAAUGGUAGAAGGAAAGACCAAAUGUUUGGCUCAGAAUGACAGCUGUCCACUUUUAAGCAUUUGUAUGUUGGAAAGAACACGGCUGCAUUGUGUGUGUGUAUAUACUGUAUCAGAUUUUUAUGAUUACAAAAUUAUUUUAAUAGGGUUAUGUCAUGCAAAAUACUAUAUAAUAGAAAUGAGAUAUGUAUUUAUUUUUCUCUGGAAAUUGGGUCUGCGUACGAGUGUUCUGACAGUUGUACAAUAAUCUGCUUUUAAUCUCAAGAUCUGUAAAUAUGUCUCCUCUUUAAAACAUCAACUUUUUUCAUUGCUGGAUGUGAGCUUUCUUCAUUCUUGGCAGAAUUGUUCUUCUCCCGUCUCCAAUAAGUGACUGUUUACGGUGCUGAUACUGUGGUGGGACUUUGAAGACUGUGCUGAUCAAUUGCUGUUUGUCAUGUGAUGCUGCGUUCAAUAAAUGUACAGCAGUAAACUGUUUCUGC
Molecule: messenger RNA, 2794 nt
Organism: Thalassophryne amazonica
Lineage: Eukaryota; Metazoa; Chordata; Actinopteri; Batrachoidiformes; Batrachoididae
Gene: gclc
Product: glutamate-cysteine ligase, catalytic subunit
Exons: 16
Coding region: 530-2290 (586 amino acids)
Biological process (GO): glutathione biosynthetic process
Cellular component (GO): glutamate-cysteine ligase complex
Molecular function (GO): glutamate-cysteine ligase activity
Source: RefSeq, a predicted model, not a curated record